AGAGUGCGCCAUGGCACCUACUCCGGUCGUUGGCUACACCACUGCCAGAGGCCUGGCCCAGAGCAUCCGCAACCUGCUGGUGUACAAGGGCGUGCACUUCGAGGACAAGCGCUACGAGUUCGGACCGGCGCCCACGUACGAGAAGCUCGGUUGGGCCGCCGACAGUGCCUCGCUGGGCUUCACGUUCCCCAACCUGCCGUACUACAUCGAUGGCGACGUACGGCUCACGCAGUCCCUAGCCAUUCUCCGGUACCUGGGCAAGAAGCACGGUCUCGACGCCAGGAGUGACCAGGAGGCUGCGGAACUGUGGCUCAUGGAGCAGCAGGCCAACGACCUGCUCUGGGCUCUCGUCGUGACCGCCAUGAACCCGAACGCGACCGAGGCCCGCAAGAGCCAGGAGAAGAGGCUGGCCGACUCGCUGCCCCGCUGGCAGGAGCUGCUGAAGAAGCGCCGCUGGGCCCUCGGCAACACGCUCACCUACGUUGACUUCCUGCUCUACGAGGCGCUCGACUGGAACCGCCAGUUCGCGCCGGACGCGUUCGCCAACCGACCCGAGCUGCUGGACUACCUGCGCCGCUUCGAGCAGCUGCCAAACCUGAAGGAGUACUUCGCCUCCGACAAAUACGUCAAGUGGCCGAUCAUGGCGCCUUACAUGUUUUGGGGACACAAAUAAAGUGCGUUCAGCGGUUGACCGCGUCUACGAAACA
Molecule: messenger RNA, 707 nt
Organism: Rhipicephalus microplus (southern cattle tick)
Lineage: Eukaryota; Metazoa; Arthropoda; Arachnida; Ixodida; Ixodidae
Product: glutathione S-transferase Mu 2
Biological process (GO): glutathione metabolic process
Molecular function (GO): glutathione transferase activity
Source: RefSeq, a predicted model, not a curated record